This is a messenger RNA of Kwoniella botswanensis, 1740 nucleotides long. RefSeq lists its product as uncharacterized. Bases 1 to 1740 code for a protein of 579 amino acids. The record is from RefSeq and is a predicted model, not a curated record. Lineage: Eukaryota; Fungi; Basidiomycota; Tremellomycetes; Tremellales; Cryptococcaceae. The transcript has a single exon.
AUGCCACCAAAGCUCAGCGACGACAUAGUCCUCCUCAUCGGUCAACAGCUACAAUCACUCAACUACCAUAGAACCCUAUCAAACCUUUCCUUAUCCUGCAAGAGCAACCAUCAACUCCUCACUCCACUCGUCUAUCGACAUGUCAUCUUGACUGAUCAUUCACUUCCCAAAUUGUUCACUAGAAUAAUCGAUAUCCCUAACGGAGAGAAACAUGCGUUCAUGCAACCCAUCAAGGAGGAAGACGACGAGGAAGACGGUACCCCUUCUUCUUCCUUGACUCCGACUCGAAGGUUGAGGGUUCAAUUAGGAAUGGUAUUCAAGAUGACGGUUGAUACCAACGAUGAACAAUUCCCCUACGAGAUCUUGACCACCAUCGCCAAAUGUCUAGUGUUCUACUUCGAUGACAUGCUCUUCCCUAGAACUUCAAGAUUGGUAUUCACCGCGAGACAUGGAACAAGUGGGAGAAUCGGAUUAUUAUCAAGUGACAAAGAUCCUUACCAUCUCCUUCGAAACUUCUUACCUGUCGCUUGUCGACCGAAGUAUAUCUGUUGCUCAUUCAACUCCACCACUCCAGCAUGUCUGAACGAUGACCUGGUUCCCUACUUUACAAUCAUGGAUGAAGAUGGCGAAGUCGUCAACAUUCAUCAAGCUAGAGCUCUUUGCAUUCCUCCUAGGUUAUUCAAAAGUAGAAUCAGUUAUAGCAAAGCGGAGUGUCCAAGAGGUGAAGACUGUACUCUACAAGGUCACCCCGAGGGAUGUGAAAAGGCGGAAAUGAGAUAUAGGUUGACCGAAAUUCUCGUCGGUUCUGCCAUACUCACUCACACUGCUAGUACCAAUUCCCUUGAAGAUUCUUCGACCGGUGCAGAAGACCGUCGAUCGGACCAAAAUGUCACUAUCGUCGAGAGAACCGACCAACUCGGAUUCAGAUAUCAUCAGAUGUAUAAAGAGAUGAUCGAGGAUGUCAAGAAAAGCACCAAUACCAACUCACCAUUUUCACCUGCCAUCAUGCAGUUCUUACAUUCGGUAGCUGUGAAUGGUGGUGUGAUGACUGGGUUCGGUCCAAAUGGUCCGGUAGUAACCCCUAUCGGUGGAUUCACGAACAAUGGUGGUAAUGGUAAUAGUAAUGUCGGUGGAAGCGUCAAUAACAACAGCGGCAACAACAACAACGGUAAUACGACAGCGUCCUCCACUUCGAAUGGUAACACUCAUGCGAACACUGCCUCCCACUCUUCUACCCCCAAUGCUCUUGCUUCAACCCAUCAAAAUCCGUCCUUCAUUCCUGGUGGCGCCGGCCUCAGUCUCGGAUUGCCAAACUUCACUUCAAUGUUGAACGGUAACAACAACAACGGUAACAAUGCAAAUACUAGCAACGAUAACGGCACUUACAGCGGUGUCAACACUGCUGGCUCACAACAAAACAUGGCAAACGGUAAUCCUGCGAUACCUGUCAAUAUGUCCUCGAUGUUCAACGCCUUCACCUCGCUACCUAGUAACUCGUCUGGACCCGCCAAUGGGACUGGCACAGCAUCUAAUUCGGCAGGUGGUAACACUGGUCAUCGAUCCCAACCGGGGGUACCUAACAUCUCCUUUGCUCCUGUUCCGACCGAAAUGACUCCGCAAGACUCCGCUAAGCUCCCUUCCAAGGCCAAUAUUCGCUUCAUGGUCGGAGAAGCAGCGGAAAGACAACCGGUUUGCGAAGCUUGUGGAGGUGAGUUGUUAUACGUCGUUCGCUGGAUGUAA